AUUCAACGAAACAUUACGGUAGAAGGUCGGAAAUGCGCGCGCGCGCGCGAUCUAAUCUUUGUUGUCGCGCGUGGGCAAGCCACUUCUAGCACGCCACGUUAUCCCAUCAUCUCUUUCUAUCGCCGCCAUCAUGCUUCCAACUGGAGUGUCUGGUACCCUAUAAGUAUCUCAAGUGAUGACUUAUUUAGAUCUCCCUACUGGCCUGCACUAACAUGUUUAUGAGAACACUCGUUCAAGCUGGUGUUACGCUAUCACUGCUAGCAGCUAGCGUAUUCAUGACUCUCGCCGUUUCUGUUGCCGAGGACAAUCUUGAUACUACGGAAGCAGUGCAUGUUGAGAUUCAGUCCAAGGUUCACAAUGCAACUGGCAUUCGUUAUGUCAAGAACUCAGGAAUCUGUGAAACAACUCCAAAUGUUACCCAAAUUUCUGGUUACAUCAACGUUGGAACAAACAUGUCCAUGGUAUAUUUCUGUUCCCUAUCCUCCAGGUUGAUCUACAUUGACCAGCCAAUUGGAACAGGGUUUUCUUACGGUACUGAUACGGUAAACAGCACAGAAGCCGCUGCGCCCUUCGUGUGGACUGCAUUUCAGGUUUUGUUUGAAAGCCAGUUAUUUUCGAAGUACGCUAGUCGAGAGUUCAUCUUUACCACAGAGAGCUAUGGUGGUCACUACGGACCCAGCUUUGUGACCUACUUCGAAGAGCAAAACGCCUUAAUUGCUAGCGGGAAGAUUGAUGCUGUUCCAAUUGUUGUCAGCGCCCUGAUGAUUAACGAUGGCUGGUAUGAUCCGCUCAUUCAGACCGUUUCAUACCUAAGCUAUGUGACUUAUGCCCCUGGCUAUGGACAGCUCCAGCCAGAUGUUGUACUCAAGAACAUUUCGGAUUCCCUCUACGGUCCUGAUGGUUGCGUAGCGCAAGAGAAUGCCUGCUACGCUGCUGGAACUUCUACCCACUCAGAUAAGAUUUGCCGGGACGCCGAAAGUUACUGUAACGACAAUGUCUUUAUCCCUGCUGCGGGCGAUUACGACCCCGAUGAUAUCCGUCAAAAUUCAUCUGCUUUAUUUCCCCCUGAAUACUAUGUGUAUUAUCUGCGCAGAGAGGAUGUCAUGAAGAAGAUUGGUGCUCAGGUCAAGUACGAGGAAUGCCCGGACGCACCCUAUGACAAAUUUGUAAAGACAGGCGAUAUUGCUAGAACAUGGCUACCUCAGUUGUCAGCACUUGCCAACUCUAGGAUGAAGAUUUUGAUUUGGGCUGGAGAUGCUGAUAUGAAUUGUAACUGGCUUGGAGGCCAUGCGUCAGUUCUAGCAAUGGAUUGGUAUGGCAACGAGACGCUCCAUAAUACCCCAUUCACCAAUAUGACGAUCAACGGCACGCCUAUCGCGGCCGUGCAGAACGUCGACAACUUCUCCUUUGCGUGAGUUUUUUUUCCCUUAGCAGCUUGUUAAUGAAAGAUACACCUACACCUCAUCAUUUUACGUUUUAGACGCGUGUACGGUGCUGGACACGAAAUCCCUUCCUUCCAGCCCCAAGCAGCUUUGGAGAUUUUCUCGCAGGUUGUUCGUAAGGAGCAACUUCACUCCGUCUGAAGAGUGAUUUUGGAAGCGUACACCGUGAUUCUGGUUAGACAUACUUGACAUGUUUGCAAAAAGCCAAACUUCGAAAUCUACAUAUCCAUACUGCCAGGAGCACGUACCUCACGUACCACUACUAUCGGUUAACACAACUUCGGUCAACCAUUAGUUGGGACAAUUUGGAAUAUCUCGCUCAGCUCUGCUUCAAAUUAUAUUCUGUCCAACUACGUAUCAUUGUACAUUCAUAAUACACGUGC
Molecule: messenger RNA, 1825 nt
Organism: Suillus bovinus
Lineage: Eukaryota; Fungi; Basidiomycota; Agaricomycetes; Boletales; Suillaceae
Product: Alpha/Beta hydrolase protein
Exons: 13
Coding region: 213-1415 (400 amino acids)
Biological process (GO): proteolysis
Cellular component (GO): fungal-type vacuole
Molecular function (GO): serine-type carboxypeptidase activity
Source: RefSeq, a predicted model, not a curated record